CUGCUAAAAUGGAUUCCGACUCUGGCUCCAUGUGCAGCCGCUCUUCAUCCCCAGACUUGGUGGUGGACGACUCUGCCGGGAGCUUCUUCUCCAACAAGAUGUUCCAGACGUACUGCCAUGAAAACAGAGAAGACAGCGAAGCCGGCCAGGGCAGGACGGACCGCUGCAGCGGGGGCGGUAAAAUGAAGGCCAGGUCUGACCCCAACAAGGACGAGGUGCAAGACCUGAGACUGAAAGUCAACAGUCGGGAGAGGAAAAGGAUGCACGAUCUGAACCAGGCGAUGGACGGCCUGCGAGAGGUCAUGCCCUACGCUCAUGGACCUUCAGUCCGCAAGCUGUCAAAGAUCUCCACCUUGCUGUUGGCUCGCAACUACAUCCUCAUGCUGUCCAGCUCCUUGGAGGAGAUGAAGAAGUUGGUUGGGGAUGUUUAUGGAGGUAGUGCUGCUGUUCAGAGCCGCGCCGCUGCCCACCCUGCUAUCACCCCUGCAGCCCCUACCGCCCACCUCUCCCUGCACCCUCUGGCCCAGUCUCUGCACUCUCUGGUGGCCAGCACGCCUUCAGCCCUCCAGCAUCACACACCUCCCGCUGCAGCCCCGCACUCCCCUCCAUCCUCCACCUUUCUGGGCUUUCAUGCUCCAGUCCAGAGUCUUCUGAAGGACCCCCUCCACCUGGCCAGCUCCUACAGGCACUUCCCCGGCAUGCCCUGCCCCUGCUCACUUUGCCAGCCUUUGCCCACCACUACCUCCACAUUACACAGCCUGUCGAUGACCAAGUGA
This is a messenger RNA of Centropristis striata (black sea bass), 776 nucleotides long. RefSeq names its product oligodendrocyte transcription factor 4 (gene olig4). The record is from RefSeq and is a predicted model, not a curated record. Lineage: Eukaryota; Metazoa; Chordata; Actinopteri; Perciformes; Serranidae. The transcript has a single exon. Bases 9 to 776 code for a protein of 255 amino acids. Gene Ontology annotation, molecular function: protein dimerization activity.